Lotus japonicus is the source of this 1734-nucleotide messenger RNA. RefSeq names its product glucan endo-1,3-beta-glucosidase 5. Gene Ontology annotation, biological process: carbohydrate metabolic process. The transcript has 2 exons. Lineage: Eukaryota; Viridiplantae; Streptophyta; Magnoliopsida; Fabales; Fabaceae. The coding region runs from base 100 to 1557 and encodes 485 amino acids. The record is from RefSeq and is a predicted model, not a curated record. Gene Ontology annotation, molecular function: hydrolase activity, hydrolyzing O-glycosyl compounds. Gene Ontology annotation, cellular component: plasma membrane.
CCAUAUGUUGUUGUACUUUUGAUAGUAACUAAUUAUAUAUAAACAUCUUCCAUUUCUCUCUCACCUUGGUUAAACCAAUUCAGCCUAUAGGGUCAAACCAUGGCUCGAGCCAUGUUCACCAUAUGGGCACUUUUCUUGAUUCAGAUCCUAGCUCAAGGUGCCAAUGGUGCAGAGAGCAUUCCAGGCCUUGGUGUCAAUUGGGGUGCACUAGCAUCCCACUCUUUGGAUCCUAGUAUUGUUGUGGCUAUGCUGAAGGACAAUGGAAUCAAAAAGGUUAAACUUUUUGAUGCAGAUUCUUGGACCGUGAGUGCUUUUUCUGGGACAGAUAUUGAGGUCAUGGUUGGAAUUCCUAAUGAUCAAUUGAGUAAUUUUGCUGGAAGCUACGGCGAUGCAGAGGAUUGGGUACAAGAAAAUGUUACCGAACAUCUUCAUAAGGGAGGAGUCAACAUCAGAUAUGUGGUUGUUGGAAAUGAGCCAUUCUUGGAAAGUUACAAUGGUUCAUACAUAAAGGCCACAUUCCCAGCAAUGCAAAACAUUCAAAAGGCCAUUGAUAAAGCUGGUGUUGGUGACAAAGUGAAGGUGACUACAGCUAUGAAUGCUGAUGUUUACGAGUCUGCUACAAACCAACCUUCAGAAGGAGAUUUCAGAAGUGGAAUUCACGAUCUCAUGAAACAGAUUGUACAUUUUCUUCAUGAAAAGAAUUCACCAUUUCUUGUCAACAUAUACCCUUUCCUCAGUCUCUAUCAAAAUGAAGGUUUCCCUCAAGAAUUUGCAUUCUUUGAUAGCCAGAGUAGCACAAUUAGUGACAAGAAUGCACAAUAUAGUAAUAUGUUUGAUGCAAAUUUAGACACACUUGUGUGGGCAUUGAAAAAGGCUGGUUACCCUGACUUGAGAAUUGUGGUUGGUGAAGUUGGAUGGCCAACUGAUGGUGACAAAAAUGCAAACCCCAACAACGCAAAAAAAUUCUACCAAGGGUUCCUAAAGAAAAUGGCAAGCAAAAAAGGAACACCAAUGCGACCAGGACCUAUGGACGUGUACCUAUUUUCCCUCUUUGAUGAAAACUUGAAGAGCAUUGCACCCGGUAACUUCGAGCGUCAUUGGGGGAUUUUUGGCUACGAUGGGAAACCGAAGUUUCCUAUAGAUUUUUCAGGCCAGGGUCAAGAGAAAUGGCCCGUGGCGGCGAAAGGGGUUCGGUACCAAGAGCAUAAAUGGUGUGUCCUCAACCGCGAUGUCAAAAACUUCAGCCUCGUGCCAGAUGCGUUGAGCUAUGCUUGCGCCGGUGCUGAUUGCACAAGCUUAGGAAUGGGAUGUUCUUGUGGGAACUUGGAUGUAGCUGGGAAUGCUUCUUAUGCUUUCAACCAAUAUUAUCAGACAAGGGACCAAAGCGUUGAGGCGUGUGACUUCAAUGGAAUUGCCAACAUUGUUACGGAGGAUCCAUCAAAGGGAAGUUGUGUGUUCCCUAUAGAAAUUGAGAGUAGUGGAGAGAUGCUCAGAGCAAUGCAUAUAUUGGGAAGCAUUUUGAUUGGAUUAUCAUUGUUUCAUGUAACGUUUAUGUAAGAACAGCAUAGCUGGUUCAUGAGGCAUGAUUGAUAUAAUGUUGUUGAUAUGUCAUGCCAUUAUUUUGAAUUUCUGCAUUGGGAUUUUUUAACCAUUGUAGUAGUGUAAUUUCUUUUGGAUUCGUGUAAUUUUUGAAAAAAUAAAUUCUGGCAACCGUAGGACAGAUGUUCUACCAAA